Molecule: messenger RNA, 1475 nt
Organism: Gossypium raimondii (Peruvian cotton)
Lineage: Eukaryota; Viridiplantae; Streptophyta; Magnoliopsida; Malvales; Malvaceae
Product: galactinol synthase 1
Exons: 4
Coding region: 136-1146 (336 amino acids)
Molecular function (GO): glycosyltransferase activity
Source: RefSeq, a predicted model, not a curated record
AGCACCCACCAUCCCCAUUGUUUCAAAGAAAAAAGACCUCAGCAAAGGCAGUACCCAAAAUCUUGCUCUCUUCACUCCUCCUAUUUUAACCAUUUCUUCCUUGUCCUCGCCCCUUCCCUAGCAAGCUACAUUUCCAUGGCCCCCCCUGAAUUGGUUCAACCCAGUGAUAAAACAAACGUUUUCGCUAAACAAGUCACUUUGCGUAAUCGUGCAUAUGUUACGUUCUUGGCCGGAAAUGGGGACUACGUGAAAGGCGUUGUAGGGUUAGCCAAAGGGUUAAGGAAAGUGAAAUCGGCGUACCCUUUAGUGGUUGCCGUUUUACCCGACGUGCCUGAGGAGCAUAGGCGGAUCCUGGAGAACCAGGGUUGUAUCGUCCGAGAGAUCGAACCCGUUUACCCGCCUGAGAACCAGACCCAGUUCGCCAUGGCCUAUUACGUCAUCAAUUACUCCAAGCUUCGUAUUUGGGAGUUCGUGGAGUACAGUAAAAUGAUAUACUUGGACGGCGACAUUCAGGUAUACGACAACAUCGAUCACCUGUUUGAUCUGCCUGAUGGGCAUUUCCACGCAGUAAUGGAUUGCUUCUGUGAGAAAACAUGGAGCCACACCCCGCAAUACAGGAUCGGUUACUGCCAACAAUGCCCUGACAAGGUGAAGUGGCCCGCCGAGAUGGGAAAUCCCCCUUCACUUUACUUCAAUGCUGGCAUGUUCGUGUUUGAGCCCAGCCUUGUGACUUAUGAAUCUCUCUUGAAGACUCUCAAAAUCACACAACCUACCCCAUUUGCGGAGCAGGACUUUUUGAACAUGUUCUUUAAGGACAUUUACAAGCCGAUUCCUUUAAUUUACAACCUUGUUCUCGCCAUGUUAUGGCGUCAUCCCGAGAAUGUGGAGCUUGAAAAAGUGAAAGUUGUUCACUACUGUGCUGCGGGAUCUAAGCCUUGGAGGUACACAGGGAAGGAGGCUAACAUGCAAAGAGAAGACAUUAAGAUGCUUGUUCAGAAAUGGUGGGACAUUUACAACGACGAGUCACUUGAUUACCGUACCAGCGCGGCUGAAGGAGGGACAGAGACCGUGAACCUGCAACCGUUCCUGGUGGCACUCUCUGAAGUUGGUGCAGUCCAUUUCGUGGCCGCCCCGUCUGCGGCGUAAAUAUGGUUUGUAACGACGAUAAAUAACAGUUCAUAGGUGUAAAGAAAUAUUGUAAGAAUCGAGAAAGGGGCGAUCCUAUGUGGAAGACAAAGGUGGUUUUAAACAAGGGUUGGGGAAUUGGUGAAACGCUUUUAGGGGGUUUAAAAACUAUUUAGGGCGUUGUUUUUACUUGAUGAAUGGUGAUGAAGGUCGAGUGUGGGGUCAAAGUGGGUGUUUGUUUAUUGUGUGGCUCUGGCAAAAAGUCUUGUUGAUAAAUUGUCAUUGUAAUCUUAAAUUUUCAGCAACGGUGACAUGAGAAAUGAAAAUUGCCACAAAAAGUUUGUGAAUCA